This is a messenger RNA of Striga asiatica, 2316 nucleotides long. Lineage: Eukaryota; Viridiplantae; Streptophyta; Magnoliopsida; Lamiales; Orobanchaceae. The record is from the annotation of a GenBank genome assembly.
UGUGAGCAAGCCUCAGUUCGUGGAUACCUUCAGCUGCUAUCCAUUUUAUACUGUUCAUCACUCCCAACUCUCGUCUCUUGUUACAACAAUCCAACUGCCAUUAACUUCUCUUCUGAUCUAUCUGAAAUUUCUCAGCAGUCCUUGUACCAAAACCUCUGGAACUUCUUAUUUCUUUUUAUCAUUGUCCUUGGUGUGUCGAAACUUUCAAAAUUUCCUUCUGAAGUACACUCAAACGAGUCAAAAGUAGUUAUGGUGUGCCAAGCAGCAAGCCAGACAAGAUUUAGGGCACUUAAACAUGAAAAUGGGAUCGCUGGAAGAACUACCAUAAUUGUUAGAGUUAUAGCAUGCUUUCAAUCUUUGCAAAAUUGCCAGGCUGAAUAUUUCCGGCACUUGCUGAAACCCGUUACGUAGUUUGGUCCUAAUUUCACAUCCUUCACAUCAACCUAGCAGGAUUUUGUCUUUUCACUCUCCUUUUCGCUUUUAAAAUAUUCAAAAGUAAUUUUAGUCGCAGGACUACAUACUAGCAUAAUCCCGGUUUUUCUCUCUUUUGGCACGAUGUUUUCGGCCAAAGAGUCUCGGAACGUAUCCUAUUUGGAUCACAUGGCACUUUUACGGAACGGCCGAAAUUAUAGCGUGCCAUUUUUUCUUCCUUCAGAGCUGACUGCCAAUCUUGCUACUUUUCCAGGGCAGUCUGCUUCUAACUAUUUGCCUGUUUCGAAAACAGGCCAAGAAAAUGCAGCCGAUCGGUUUUCAAAACCGAUGCCUCGAAACCGCAAUAUCUCGUUUCCGACCGAAAACGAGUUAGUUGGCAUUAAAGCGACUGAUGAUACUCUGUAUGCGCCGCAGAAAAUGUUCCUUAUUUUUGAUCAAUCAGAAUACCAGACGAAAUUGCUUUUUAGCCCUUCAUUUCCCCCUCAAAAUCAGUUUUUUGCACCUGGUGUAACGACAGCUGGUGUAAAUCCCGAGUUCUCGACAAAUCCGACACCUGAAGAAAAAUGGGACGAAAAUCGUUUGACUGAUGGAGAAGGUGAGCAUGAUUUUCGCGAAGAUACUGAAGAAAUCGAUGCAUUAUUUUAUUCUGAUAGUGAUGAUUAUGAUAACGAAGACGAUGAUGAAGUAGCUAGCACGGGCCACACACCUUUCACAGAUGACAAAUUAGUCGAGGAACCAUUAGAACAAGUGUUGGAUUCUAACGACACGCAGAAAAGACGAAAAUUGCUCGACAGUAAGUUCAAGAAAUCACCAUGGACCGGCCAUGGAAAUCUCUCUGGUGAUGAAAUCGAUUCGGUCAAGAGAGAGAAGAAGGUUAAAAUCCGUCAAGCAUUGAGAAUCCUAGAGAGUAUUAUUCCUGGUCUUGAUGAGAAAGACCCACUUUCCGUUAUCGAUAAGGCAAUUGUUUACUUAAAAUCAAUGAGAACCGAAGCCGAAGCCCUCGGACUAAGUUACUCCAGGGGCGAAUCCGUCAUUUCUCCCUAGACCAAGGGCGUGUAUGGAUAUAAUCAUGGUCAGUUUUUGAAAGUAGUAGUAAAGGUGUGUUAUCUUUUUCCUCUUUUGGCCACAGACCCUUUUGAUAAAGUUGGAGCAAGCUUAAUGGGAUGGGGGAGCUUUUAUUCGUGUCUUUCAAUCUCAGUCUCAUCUCAUUACACUCGGGUGAAGAAAAAAUUGGAGCUAUGAUUGUGGACUUGAAAUGAUUAUUUUUUUAAGAGUGCCUUUUUCUUUGUUUUUUUGAAGCGGGGGUUUUUGAAGAAAGCAUGACAGAUUUGAACGCAUGGUUAUGUUGAUAUGGUGGUGUGAAAGGACUCCCCUUUUUCCCGGUAUUGGAAUAAAAACUCCAUGGAUUUUGUGAGCAUGCGCAUUUUGGUGAUAAAGAAGAAAAAUGGUCCCACUUUCCAUUUACCAUUAAGCUUUGUUUGUUGAUUUUUAUGGUUACUUGUCGUUGUGGGCUUUCCAAUUUCCAUCCCUCAGUUGAAAUUGGAUAUUUGGGCCGGUUUUGGGUCUUCCACUUGUGGUUUACGGGUCAGUCUCAGCCCAUUAAAUUCUGUAUCGUGUUUUUGUGUCGUGCCACAUGUCGUCACCAGAGGUUCAUGAUGAAUUUGCUGAGUGUAAGAGUCUAUGAGAAAUCUUGUUGCUUGUUCCAAUUUGUGACUUGUGAGAUUUCUGGCUGUCAAAAUUGUGCUUGUGUGUGUGAGAGAGAGAGAGAUGUGUGGUUGUAUUGUUUGAGAUUGCUGGUCGUGUGCUUUGUAAUAAAAUAAAUCUGCUACUGCAGUUUGUGGUUGUAAUGAUAUCGUUAAUUGGCUUUUGGUGUUUUCUUUUUCA